UAAUAUAAAAACAAAUGCGUUACAACAAAUGACAUUUGAACUUGGCUUCUCACUACCAUGUUCCUUGAAAACGUGCUGCUUUUAUCACUUCCUCUCAUUGUCACUGCAUAUCCUAUCAACGUUCUCAACUCGUCUGGCAGCGCAACGACUUUUGCAGUCUUGCUCGCUGUAGCUCUUUCUGUCACUGUUCUGGUCCUCACCAAAUUUCUGUAUAUGAGAUACAGACGAUCUCAUGUUUCGUACAACUUCUCCGAUUGUUCUCUUAAAUCCUCUCAGCGAUCUACGACUUCAUUCUUUUACAAUUCUGAAAAACUCGUUAAGCCUGGCAAGGCUGCCUUUCUUGUUGGCUUCUUCGGUUCGCCCUCCUGGGAAACCAGUGUGAAGACCUUGUACGAUGGACCUUCUGUUUACUCGAAUCAACUUCAAUUUCAAUCUCGCCGAAGCCAGAAAUUUGCACGCCGUACUUCUCGUUUUUCUAUCAGCGAGUUUGGUGGACUGAGACGCUCUACUCGCUAUUCGGACACGAGCGACAGCCGUGCUCUUUCAAACACUUUGGUCGCGCUGUCACAUCCACCUCCGCAUUCCUACGCCUCAUCGCCGACAUAUCCUGCUGACGCACGAACCAACUCGUCUGGUCGGCGCUAUUCUCUUCCAGUAACGCGUCAAAUGCAUCCAGAACAUCCUAAUGAUCGUCGUAGGAGACCUUCUAGUCUCAAGAGCUCAAGGAGUCAUAGAUUUGAUUCGCUACCUAUUCCAGGAUUGAGGCUUGUCAAUUUGGUAAAUAACAACCCAGAUCUUCUCCAUCAAACUUCGUUUUUAGACUUUGAACCCUUUUCGCCUACUCCUUCGUCAAUGCAUUCUAGGUCAAAAUCCAAAUCCAGUCGCGCUUCAAGUUGUAUUCCUCCUUUGCCUCCCUUGCCAGCCUCAGUCUUGUUGUCUCCACUUCCAGAUCUACCAGAAUCCAUCUCAAACGAGGGUAGAAGCUACAUCUCAAGCCCAUACGCCUUGUCUCCUAAACAAACUUCUCUCAAUGAAAUCAAACUGUCUCCCGUAAUACCUGGCGCGGACACUGGGAUGACUAUCACUCGCCGUCCUUCGCAAACUUCUGGCACCCUCCCGCGCAUUAAAGCUCAACCUAGUCGAUCGCCCUCCCUCCGAAGUCGAAAGAGUCCUAUAGUCGGACCUUCUCCGCUAAGGAUCGUCACUCUCCCGGAAGGUUCACUAGCGAAUCUCAAUAAAGAAAUAGACAAAGACCUUCUACCUUCCAUCCCUAGCCUUUCCUCAAGCACCGGUUCUGCCACCGCACCUGCAUCUCACGCUGGAGAAUGGUCGAAACAUCAAAAUUAUGCUGAUCUGGGAAUUGGCUAUCCAUCUUCUUGGGGUCUAGGGCUGGGGCUAGAGGAAGGAGGGACGUCUCAAAUACAAUCCGAGAUCGUUUCCGAGAAUCGUUCCAGUGUUCCUUGUAGACUGUCCCAAGCUGCUUCCACUCAAUCUCAAAUGCCUUCUUCCCCUGAUGCGGAUGCAAUGCUUGGAAUUAUUCAGGAACUCGUAGAAGAGACGAGUCAGUGGGAUGACAGUUUGUUUAUGGAUACCAGUUUUAAGGCGUUGAUCGAGAACUCCCGGUCGACCUCUUCCGACUCUCCAUUAUCAUCAUCGAAAUCAUCUCAUCACUCUCAUCAGCCGUCUGGACCCAGAGAAGUAGCGCCUCCUGUUCCAAGUCCUCCAAGCAGCAGAAGCAGCAGCGACUCUGCUAGGCCCAGGACACAUUCAUCCAGCUCAGUAACAUCAGCGAAAUCCAAAGCCCCCUCUAUAGCUGUUAAUGGUGCGGCGGUUACCAGAGCCCCUGGCAACACUUCCAGCCCCCGCAAUUCUAGCACCAUCGGUACAGAGCGCAAACUCAGUCCUAAAUCAAUCUUGAAGAAAACUCUCAUGAUGCCUUCGCGUUCCGUCGAGUUUGAGCUGGGGUUGGUCGGGCUCGAUGCGGUGAGGAUGGAAAACUUUAGGAUGAGUGCGUAUGAGAGUCCGAGGUUGCAUGGGGGUGGAUAUGAUGAACCCAUUGUAGACUAUGUCAUGCAUAUACCUACUAUGCCUGGGGCAUAUGAACAUGGGUCUGUUUUGACUCCGUUACAAGAGAUUAGUGAGGAGCAAGAGCAGGAAGCUGAGCACGUGCAAGUUGUGCAAAGGGAAGUUCAAGAUGUAGGCCUGGCUUGGUAACCCAUGUGUGCGCGCAGUUCCGAUAGCAAACCGUUUUUUGAAUCAUCGCCUUUACUUUGUCUCUCUCUGUCUCUUACCAAAAGUUUUUACUCUGUUCAAAACUUUGACAUUAUUCAUGACAAUCAUCUGUCUUUCUGCCUUAUCGAACCGUUCAAUCGUUACUGUACCGCCAGCGGAUCACUCUGGGAAGCAACC
Lentinula edodes (shiitake mushroom) is the source of this 2409-nucleotide messenger RNA. RefSeq lists its product as uncharacterized. The transcript has 2 exons. The record is from RefSeq and is a predicted model, not a curated record. Bases 58 to 2214 code for a protein of 718 amino acids. NCBI's taxonomy places the organism in Eukaryota, Fungi, Basidiomycota, Agaricomycetes, Agaricales, Omphalotaceae.